This is a messenger RNA of Cajanus cajan (pigeon pea), 3018 nucleotides long. RefSeq names its product transcriptional corepressor LEUNIG_HOMOLOG. Gene Ontology annotation, molecular function: protein binding; transcription corepressor activity. Lineage: Eukaryota; Viridiplantae; Streptophyta; Magnoliopsida; Fabales; Fabaceae. The record is from RefSeq and is a predicted model, not a curated record.
GUGCGAAACUUGAGCGUGGUUGUUGCACUUCACUUACACUCACACUCACACUCAAACUUGUUCCACGCUUUCUUCUUUUUAUUUUUUUUUAUUUUUUUUAUUUUUAUUUUUCUCUUUUCAUUCUUGACAAAAUUCCCAGAUUUUUCCCUUGAUACACGCUGAUCCUUUGCGCGUUCUCUCUCAAUACCUUCUGGUCACUUUCAUUCUAGUCCAUCACCGUCUCAACGUUGCAGAAAAGUUUUUGCGUCGUGGGUAACUUGCGGGGUGUCGGUUUAAGCUUUGAUCCGAGGAACUGAGAAGAUCUCUAGUUUCUUGGAAAUUGGGUUUGUCCAGAUGAAGUCCACUAUGUCUCAGAAUCAGAGUAAUUGGGAAGCGGAUAAAAUGCUUGAUGUUUAUAUUUACGAUUAUUUAAUGAAAAGAAAAUUACAUGCCGCUGCAAAAGCUUUUGUUACAGAAGGAAAAGUUUCCACGGAUCCAGUAGCAAUUGAUGCACCUGGAGGAUUUCUUUACGAGUGGUGGUCUGUCUUUUGGGACAUAUUCAUCUCAAGGACAAAUGAAAAACAUUCUGAGGCUGCUGCAGCGUACAUUGAGCAAACAAAAGCUAGAGAACAACAACUUCAAAUUCAGCAAUUGCAACUAAUGCAGCAACGCAGUGCUCAGUUACAGCGAAGAGAUCCUAAUCAUCCUGCCCUUGGUGGUUCCAUAAAUGCCAUGAACUCUGAAGGAAUGUUGGGGCAGUCACCAGCAAGUGUGAUGGCAAUGAAAAUGUAUGAAGACCGAAUUAAACUCCCUCAUUCAAUGGAUUCAGAAGCAUCUCCAACUCUUAUUGAUGCCAAUAGGAUGGCCCUACUCAAAUCAACAGCUAGUCAUCAAGGCCAAUUUGUUCAUGGAAAUUCAGGGAAUAUGUCCACCGCAUUGCAGCAAAUUCCGGGGCGGACUCCUUUGACCACUGACAUCAAAGGGGAAGUUAAUUUAGUUGCUUCUCAAAAGAGUUUGCCUAUGGAUACAUCAGUAUAUCGACAAGCAAUUUUACAAUCAAAAUCUGGGCUAGGCAGUGCAGGAUUAAAUCAAGGAGUUACAAGUCUUCCAUUGAAGGGCUGGCCUCUAGCUGGAAUUGAUCAACUAAGACCUAAUUUGGGCGUACAAGUUCCGAAACCCAAUUUGACAUCCCAAAACCAAUUUGUUUUGGCAUCACAACAGCAACAAGUCAUGGCACAGGCUCAUUCGCAAAAUAGCCUUGGAAAUUCUAAUUAUGGUGAUAUGGAUCCUCGCAGACUUUCUGGUCUUCCUCGAGGUAGCUUAAGUGCAAAGGAUGGUCAGUCUACCAGCCAAAUGCAGUCAGAUUCACCUAAGAUGAAGAUGGCCCAGUCACAACAUUCACCAUCUCAACAACAGGAGCAAUUACAGCAGCAGCAACUUCAGCAGAAUAACAGAAAAAGAAAACAACACUCUGGUGCUGGAUAUAGCACUGGUACUGGUAACACUGCUGUUCCUUCACCCAAUUCACCGCCAUCAACACAUACACCUGGUGAUGGAUUAAAUACAGCCAGCAGCAUGCAGCAUGUUAGCAGUGUGCAAAAGAGCAUGAUGAUGUAUGGUACAGAGGCAGCAGGAGGCGUUGCAUCAUCGUCAAAUUUGCUGGAGGACAUGGAGCGAUAUGGAGAUGUUGAUGCUUUAGAUGAUACCGUGGAAUCCUUUCUAUCAAAUGAUGGUGGAGAUGGUGGAAAUCUCUAUGGAACAGUGAAACAAAGUCCAGCUGAUCAACAGAAAGAGUCUUCAAAAGGUUUCACCUUUGCUGAAUUUGGUUGCAUAAGAACAAGGUGCAGCAAGGUUACUUCUUGUCACUUUUCUUCAGAUGGAAAGUGGCUUGCCAGUGCUGGAGAUGACAUGAAGGUUGUCAUGUGGAACAUGGACACUUUACAGACCGAGAGCACUCCUGCAGAACACAAAUCAAUUAUUACAGAUGUUCGGUUCAGACCAAAUUCACCUCAGUUGGCAACUGCCUCAAUUGAUAAAUCUGUCCGGUUAUGGGACACAACCAAUCCAAGCCGUUGUGUGCGGGAAUAUAGUGGGCACACUAGACCUAUAAUGUCUCUUGAUUUCCAUCCUAAGAAGACUGAACUUUUCUGCUUCUGUGAUGGUGAAAAUGAAAUUCGGUAUUGGAAUAUUACUUCGUCCACCUGCACACGUGUAACUAAGGUAGCUAGUGCACAAGUGAGGUUUCAGCCUAGACUGGGACAUUUCCUGGCAGCGGCUUCUGAUAAAGGAGUAUCAAUUUUUGAUGUUGAAGCUGACUCACAAAUUUACUCUCUCCAGGGUCAUCCUGAACCGGUGAGCUAUAUUUGCUGGGAUGCGACCGGUGACGCCUUGGCAUCUGUGAGUCCAAAUUUGGUGAAGGUUUGGAGUUUGACCUCAGGAGAAUGCUUUCAGGAGUUCAACUCCACUGGGAACCAAUUUCAUUCCUGUGUUUUUCAUCCAAGUUAUUCAACUUUAUUGGUGAUUGGAGGAAAUUCGUCCUUAGAGUUAUGGAACAUGUCCGAGAACAAAAGCAUGACAAUUGGUGCUCAUGAAAACAUAAUAUCUUCUUUGGCUCAGUCUCCUGUCACUGGAAUGGUUGCCUCUGCAAGUUAUGACAACUAUGUAAAGCUGUGGAAAUAAUUUCCUGAUUUAGGUUCUAACAUCACUUAUAUAUAUAUAUACACACAUAUAUUCUUUGUCAGUAGUCUUUUAUAUCCAAAAGAAUUCAGAGACCUAUAUUGAAAGCAAAAAGGGAUCUCUGAACCUAGUUUUCUUUUUUAUAUAAUAGUGGCAAUGAGGUUUGAACCUAUCCAAACCCCUCACCAUUAACUCAAUCUUAGUUGCUUUUACGGAACGGAGACGUUGCAAUAAUACUAGACUGGUAGUACAUAAAUAUAAAUUCAAUUUUGCUUUUAGAAUCCUAAGCACUGUCAACUUUGCACUAAUCUGCAAUGCAAUUUUAUUUUAUAUGUUUAAUAUAUUUUAUUUGGAUUGUGAACA